Cokeromyces recurvatus is the source of this 486-nucleotide messenger RNA. RefSeq lists its product as uncharacterized. The record is from RefSeq and is a predicted model, not a curated record. The coding region runs from base 51 to 392 and encodes 113 amino acids. Lineage: Eukaryota; Fungi; Mucoromycota; Mucoromycetes; Mucorales; Mucoraceae. The transcript has 2 exons.
AUUUUUUUUCAAUUCACUUAGUUAACAAGACAAAGAAUUUUUUUUUUUACAUGACAGAUUUGACCACUUAUAAAGUGACUUUCAACACGACAAACAAGUAUUUAAAGUACUUUUGUAAUAAAGCUGCCUCAGACUGGACAUUUAAAAAAUAUAAAAAUUAUUUCAGUGACAAAGAUCAUGAAAAAAUUAGGAAAGUUUUUGUGAAAAACUUACAAACUGUUAAAGAUGAUUCGAAGAACAUUCCUCCUAUCGUCAAUCAACACAUCAAUCGAUUAAUGGAGCCAUUCAAUUCUACUUCAAAUGCACCUACUGCAUCUACUGACUCUGCUUUAAGUAUACCUAGUUCUUCUACUAUUAACAAUAUUACGGUGAAAGGCAACUAUUACGAUUAAGAAGAAUUUUAUUUAAAAAAUUAAAAAUGACCAAUGAGCACAUAGCAUCUAUAUAUGCUGUUUUGCCCUGGUCAGAUCGCUAUGGAAAAAAAAG